Penicillium canescens is the source of this 621-nucleotide messenger RNA. RefSeq lists its product as uncharacterized. Lineage: Eukaryota; Fungi; Ascomycota; Eurotiomycetes; Eurotiales; Aspergillaceae. The coding region runs from base 1 to 621 and encodes 206 amino acids. The record is from RefSeq and is a predicted model, not a curated record. The transcript has a single exon.
AUGGAGACCAAAGAGAAUGAUCCAUUUCGCAAAACUUGUCUCGUACCGUACCCGAGAGUGGACGACCUCCCACCAAGUCUGCGCGAUAAACUGAAUAUUUUGCCGUUUCGUCGCAACAUUCUCCUGACUAUCGCAAAAUCCCACGGCCUUGCACCCCAUUUACUGGAUCUCAUCGGCGCCUGCUUCGACGGUACCCAGCGAGGACUGCCUACGCUUGAGUGGCAGUUGAUUGUUUUGCGGACUGCCACGAACCUCAAAGCGAAAUACGAAUAUGAUGUGAAUGUGCCAGUUGCCGAGGUCCACAACAUGCCCCAGGAGAAAAUCGACAAUAUUGCUUCUCCUACUUCAGUCAUCCAAGACACCACCCAAGGCCCAUGGACUGCCCGAGACAGGGUUUUGCUACGAUUGGUUGAUGAACAGUUAGCGAACUAUACAAAUGAGGAAAAGACGGUUAGGGAUGCUGUGGAACUUCUUGGGUCGGAUAUGGUUGUGGAGGUGAUCAUUGUUAUCGGAAUUUAUGCUUUAUUGGCUCGGCUGAUCAAAGGGCUGAGAGUGGAUGAUGAUGCGGAAAUUCCAGGACUGAAGGAGAAGCUUAAAGGCGCCAUUACGCCUACUAGAUAG